Messenger RNA from Salvia miltiorrhiza (redroot sage), 1621 nucleotides. Its product is annotated as probable arabinosyltransferase ARAD1. The transcript has 5 exons. Gene Ontology annotation, molecular function: glycosyltransferase activity. The record is from RefSeq and is a predicted model, not a curated record. Lineage: Eukaryota; Viridiplantae; Streptophyta; Magnoliopsida; Lamiales; Lamiaceae. The coding region runs from base 209 to 1492 and encodes 427 amino acids.
AUUUGUAUUGUAAGAGAAAGGAAAAUGCAUGAACGUGAAUCUCCGCUUAGUUAUUCACACUGCCGUUAAAGUGUAAAGCAAGCAAGCAUUUCAUCUCAUCGAUUCCCUCCUAAAUCUCAACUCAAAUCCCUAAAAGUCUCAUUAAUCUAGCUGAUUUGAUCGAUCAUCUUCCAAAAUCCAAUCAUCGCUCCUCACGGAACAAAAAUAAAUGCGAAAAUCGAUCAACAGAACUCUGAUCUGCGUGUCGGUAUGCAUCCCGGUGCUCUUCGGCUCAAUGCUCCUCGCCGGAACCCUAGAUUACAAAUCGCAAUUGCUCUCCUUCCUCCCCCAGCUCAACAACGCCACCGCCUGCGCCGCGGCCCCCCUCCGCGUCUACAUGUACGAUCUGCCGCCGCGGUUCAACGUCGGGAUGAUGAACCCCUCCUUCCCCAACGGAACUCCGGUCACGGCAGAGAACAUUCCGGCGUGGGGGUGGAACGACGGGCUCCGGAAACAGCACAGCGUGGAGUAUUGGAUGAUGGCUUCGCUCGUGCACGAGGCGGGUAACGAGUCGGAGGCGGUUCGCGCCUCGGAUCCGGAAUCCGCCGACGUGUUUUUCGUUCCGUUUUUCUCGUCGCUCAGUUUCAAUAUUCAUGUUCGGAACAUGAAGGAGCCUGGUACUGUUGAUGAGCAGCUGCAGUUUGAGAUAGUAAACAUUUUAAGAGCGUCGGAUUAUUGGAAGAGGUCGGGAGGGCGAGAUCAUGUGAUUCCCCUGCAUCAUCCGAAUGCUUUGAGGCACCAUCGCGGCUCAAUUAACUCAUCAAUAUUCAUCGUUGCUGAUUUUGGGCGCAUAAUGGACAUCACUAGGCUCGCGAAAGAUGUUGUCGCCCCCUAUCCACACAUGGUGGAGUCAUUUGUAAAGGAUGAGCGUGAUGAUGCAUAUGAAUCUCGUCCAAUUCUUGUCUUCUUCCGUGGGAGGACUAAGAGGAAGGAUGAGGGAAAGGUGCGUGCUGUGCUGCACAAGAUGUUGAAGGGAGUGAAAGAUGUUGUAUACGAAGAGGCGUAUGCAUCGGAAGAAGGCUUCAAAGCUUCUGCAGAUCAAAUGCGUCUGUCCAAGUUCUGUCUCCACCCGGCGGGGGACACGCCGUCGUCAUGCCGCCUCUUCGAUGCAAUCGUGAGCCACUGCAUUCCGGUGAUAGUGAGCGACAGAAUAGAGCUGCCGUAUGAAGAUGAAGUGGACUACAAGGAGUUCUCCAUCUUCUUCUCCGUGGAGGAGGCGCAGAGGCCGGGGUACAUGGUGUCGGAGCUGAGAGGCGUUCCAAGGGAGAAAUGGGUGAAAAUGUGGGCGCGGCUGAAGGCCAUUUCUCAUCACUUUGAAUUCCAGAACCCUACCAAGAAAGAGGAUGCGGUGAACAUGAUCUGGAGGCAGGUGAAGCGGAAGCUGCCUUUCGUUAAGCUUGCUGUUCAUCGGAGUAGAAGGCUCAAGAUCCCAGAUUGGUGGAGAGCACUGUGACGCCACCGGCUUAGUUAUAAUCGGUCUGAGACUACAAAGAGCAACAUCACAACCAAAACGACGCCGUCCUUCUCUCUGUUAACUCAAUCCACUGUCGUAACCAACUCCAGAGAGAGAGAUAGAGAGAGA